This is a messenger RNA of Monopterus albus (swamp eel), 1082 nucleotides long. RefSeq names its product solute carrier family 22 member 17-like. The record is from RefSeq and is a predicted model, not a curated record. The transcript is spliced from 3 exons. Lineage: Eukaryota; Metazoa; Chordata; Actinopteri; Synbranchiformes; Synbranchidae. The coding region runs from base 543 to 1082 and encodes 179 amino acids.
UGUACCGGAGCCGUCCACUUAUCCCAGUACAGAUUUUUCCAGCCGAUCUUGACCGCCGCCGGGUCAGCUACUUGUUUCCCUUUAAGAUUAUGUCGGACAUAAUCCCGCUUUAUCUUAUUAUUUUGUGUAAUGUCAGUAGAUAAGACGUGGACUUAGUAAUUACACUGAAAAGCAGCAAAGGCUGGAGAGACGUGUAGCAUCUCCAGGGGGCAUCGCGUAUGCGAAAGUGGCGGAGGCGUUAUCUGGUUCGGGUCAAACAGCUGUCUGGUAUCCAGCAUGGUCGUCAUCGGCUGCGGUCUCCGUCACACAAAUGUCUUUUUGUAUAACAGACAAAGCAGCAUGAGUUCGAGGCGCAAAGGCGAAACGGUGACUGCGUAAAAACCACGAUCUCACCCUGCGAUGUGUGGGGCUUUAAAAGGAGACAACUACCAGCGGGAUCUCAUUACACGGUUAACGACAUUUUAAAGGGGGCUCUCUUAUGCCCACCCCCCCCCACCACCUUUCUGUGGGGACCAUCAACCUCCACCUUCAUUCCUCCAAUAAUGACAUCCUCAGGCUCCCCCCCACUUGUCUUACCUUCCCCGGUGCCCUCCUCCCCAGCUCCAUCUUCCUCCUCCCUCCCUGCCCCACACUCAUUGCCUCCCACAGGGGAGAUGAUGGUGCUGGCUCUUGGCAGGAAUAAGCAGAGGGUGCUGAUUGUUCUUUCCAUCCUGCCCAACCUCUUCCUGGCCUUCCUGCUCUCUUCUGAUCCCUUCAUUACCCUCAUCCCACCCCACCACUGCCACCUGCCAAGGACCCUGCCAUCACCAGAUGUACUUAAUUACUCUCUCCCCUGGGAGAAGGGGGCAAGGCCUGGGGAUAGUGGGGGCCUGUCGCAGUGUAAGCAGUAUGUCAAUGGCAGCCAGUCAGCCGUGGUGGACUGCGAGCAAGGCUGGGAUUACAACAUCACAGAAGGACUAAGGAACAACAUCGUAACUGAGUGGGAUCUGGUGUGUGGUCAGUAUUGGAUGGUCCCAGUGGAAGAGGUGUGUUUCAUCUUGGGCAUCCUGACUGGCUGCUUGGGCCUGGGCUAUGCUGGGUAA